Molecule: messenger RNA, 4511 nt
Organism: Hordeum vulgare subsp. vulgare (domesticated barley)
Lineage: Eukaryota; Viridiplantae; Streptophyta; Magnoliopsida; Poales; Poaceae
Product: probable helicase DDB_G0274399
Exons: 8
Coding region: 536-4036 (1166 amino acids)
Molecular function (GO): helicase activity
Source: RefSeq, a predicted model, not a curated record
GACGGGUUCGAUUCAGAAAAAAUUGACACCAACCCACGCUGCUCCAGUCGAAAUCCUCGUUGCCUCAAAAAAGAAAAAGUCGAAAUCCUUGAGGCGGUCGUGGCGGCGCAUCGGUGAGGGCUCGGAUGGUAGCUCCGUAGCUGGAAGGUCGACGGCGGCGAGGGCCAAACGGAGGUGGAGAGGGGGACUGCAGGCGCGGACGUGAACUCAUCGACGCUGCCGACGGCAAGGUCUACCCUUGCUCACCAUACUCCGGCACCCCGCGUGGCAUAGGACUCGGACUGUUAAGAACUCAGAGCAUGCUGAUCCAUCCAAUCAGGUUUCACAAGCACUUCAAAAGGUAGAGGGAGAGUGGUCUGAGUGUGCACGUGGUGCUUCUGACACUGCAGGAAGUAGUGAUCCAGCAACAAAGCAAAGUCGGUUGGUACUGCAGCUACCCAUGUGGAAAUAGAAUCACAAGAGAGUGAUCCUGGUCCUUGUUAAAUUUGGUGUUGUGGUUAAAUACGGGAUUGCUGCUGACCCUUGGGACACCGAAAUGGCUGAUGCGCCUAGAAAUCCAGCGCUUCAUGAUCCCACAGAGUUAGAAAAUCUGAAAACUUUUGAAUGUGAAGGAAAUCAAUCUGAGGAUGCUUUAGACCUGCAAAACAGGUCAAAGGGUAUUAGAGGAGUAGAAGCCAAUUAUGCUUUGAAGCUUGCUAACAAUCCUCCAAAGAAAUCUAAAUUGGAUGAACACAAAGUAGCAAUGCUUGGUAAAAAGCGAGCCAGACAAACUGUGAUAAUUAAUGACGAGGAUGCAAAGCAAGCUGGUAUAAUGACAAUAUCAACCCCCAGGAGACAAUCUUGUGGGACUGGCGAAGUAGCUGCAGGAACACAGAACCAGCUGGCCAUCAGGGACCAGAGGCAAUCUGAAAUGAUGGGUUCAGAACGAAGUAAUUCUGCCACCCCAAGUAAUAGAAAUGCAGAUUGCAGUGUUGAUGUUGAAUUGACAUCUCCGAACUGGUCAAAGAAAUUGAAUGCUGAAGUACCCCCUUCAGAUGGGCACCAACAAUCUGUACCAAGGCAGGCCACUUUGAGGCAAACCAUGGAUUCCAAACAGUUCAAGGGCCAACCAGUCUCUUCUCAGAGAGAAGAUGUAACAGGGCAGAACACGGCAGAUCAGAAACGAGCCAACAAGAGGUCUCUUGUUUCCAAGAAAGAAGCUUCAGUAAAUAAUACACAGUAUCAUGACACAUCUGUUGAACGACUUCUACAAGAAGUGACAAGUGAUAAAUUCUGGCAUAAUCCAGAGGAGUCGGAACUUCAAUCUGUUCCUGGAAGCUUUGAAUCUGCUGAGGAGUACAUUAGAGUCUUUGAGCCUUUGCUUUUUGAGGAAUGCAGAGCUCAGCUACACAGUUCUUAUGAGGAAUCUCUUGAGGUUGUAUCAAGGGAUGCACAUGUAAUGGUGCGCGUUAGAACCGUGGAUAGGCGUGAAAGAGGGUGGUAUGAUGUUCUUGUUCUACCAGCACAUGAAUAUAAAUGGACUUUUAAAGAAGGAGAAGUUGCAGUUUUGUCAUUCCCUCGGCCUGAUUCAGCUCCACAGUCAAGUAAUUCUAAUAGGAAGACUGCUGGUUCAUAUAAAGAUGCCGAGUCAGAGUGUGGACGGCUUGUUGGUAGAGUCCGGCGCCAUAUGCCUACUGAUACACGUGAUCCCAUUGGAGCAAUUGUCCGCUUUUAUGCUGGAAACCCGUCUGAUUCUAGCUGUGGGACUAAUGUUCUAGGGAAACUUCAACCUCAAAGCACCUGGUAUCUAACUGGUCUCGGUUCUCUUGCAACAACACAGAGGGAGUAUAUUGCGUUGCACGCAUUCCGCUGUCUUAAUGUGCAGAUGCAAAAUGCAAUUCUUCAGCCGAGUCCAGAACACUUCCCAAAGUACCAAGAGCAGCCACCUGCGAUGCCUGAUUGCUUCACUCCAAAUUUUUCUUGUCAUCUCCAUCAUACAUUCAAUGGGCCUCAGCUAUCAGCAAUUCAUUGGGCUGCAAUGCAUACAGCUGCUGGCACAGGCAAUGGAGUAGUGAAGAAACAAGAACCAUGGCCUUUCACAUUGGUACAAGGUCCUCCAGGGACAGGGAAAACUCAUACUGUUUGGGGAAUGUUAAAUGUUAUUCAUCUUGUUCAGUAUCAACAUUACUAUGCUGCUCUGCUAAAAAAGCUUGCUCCUGAAAGUUACGAGCAAGUUGCUGGUAGUGGUAGCAGCGCCUCAGAAGCUGUUGCCGCAGGCUCAAUGGAUGAAGUUUUGCAGAGCAUGAAUCAGAACCUGUUCCGCACUCUUCCCAAGCUUUGCCCCAAACCGCGGAUGCUUGUUUGUGCCCCAUCAAAUGCUGCAACAGAUGAGCUGCUUGCUCGUGUUCUAGAUCGUGGUUUCAUAGAUGGUGAGAUGAGGGUCUACCGCCCUGAUGUUGCCCGUGUUGGAGUUGAUUCACAGUCCCGUGCUGCACAAGCUGUUUCAGUUGAGCGACGGACGGACCAGCUUUUAAUGAAGGGACGUGAGGAAGUAAUUGGGUGGCUGCAUCAACUAAAAGUCCGUGAACAACAGCUAUCACAAGAGAUAGCACUUCUGCAGAGGGAACUUAAUAUGGUUGCAGAGGCUGCUAUAUCUCAGGGUUCGUUUGGAGUAGAUCCAGAUAUGCUUGCUCAAAGGGAUCGUAACCGUGAUAUACUGCUUCAGAAACUUGCUGCUUCUGUGGAAAGCAGGGAUAAAGUACUGGUUGAGAUGUCACGCCUGUUGAUAUUAGAAAGCAGGUUCCGUAUUGGCAGAAACUUCAAUCUGGAAGAUGCUAGAGCUAGUCUGGAAGCUAGUUUUGCCAGUGAAGCAGAAAUUGUUUUUACUACAGUAUCAAGCAGUGGUCGCAAGUUAUUUUCUGCCCUUAGUCAUGGCUUUGAUAUGGUUGUUAUUGAUGAGGCUGCUCAGGCCAGUGAAGUAGGAGUCCUCCCUCCACUUACACUUGGUGCAGCUAGAUGUGUCUUGGUUGGUGAUCCACAACAGCUCCCUGCCACUGUUAUUAGCAAAGCUGCUGGAACUUUACUCUACAGCAGGAGCCUUUUCGAGAGGUUUCAGCAAGCUGGUUGCCCUACCAUUUUGCUGUCAGUGCAAUAUCGGAUGCAUCCCCAGAUCCGUGAAUUUCCAUCAAGAUACUUCUACCAAGGCCACCUUACAGAUAGUGAAAGUGUCGCCAACUUGCCCGAUGAGGCAUUCUAUAGAGAUGCAUUAAUGGCACCUUACAUUUUCUAUGACAUCUCGCAUGGACGUGAGUCCCAUAGAGAUGGGUCAUCUUCAUACCAGAAUGUCCAUGAAGCACAGUUUGCGUUGUGUUUGUAUGAGCAUCUUCAGAAGUUCCUGAGAGCUAAUGGUGGCAAGAGAGCAUGUGUUGGUAUAAUCACUCCUUAUAAGUUGCAGUUGAAGUGUCUUCAGCGAGAAUUUGCGGAAGUUAUGAAUACCGAGGAAGGGAAAGAUAUCUACAUAAACACAGUUGAUGCUUUUCAAGGCCAGGAGCGUGAUGUGAUUAUUAUGUCAUGUGUCCGUGCCUCAAACCACGGUGUCGGUUUUGUUGCAGAUAUACGCCGUAUGAAUGUUGCUCUUACUCGAGCUAGGAGAGCUCUAUGGGUUAUUGGUAAUGCCAAUGCCCUCAUGCAGUCAGAGGAUUGGGCGGCACUGGUAGCAGAUGCAAAGGCGAGGAAGUGUUUCAUGGACUUGAGCAGCAUCCCGAGUGACUUCCUAGCUAUGAACAACUUUUCAAACGCCCGGGGCCUGAAUUCUUCAAGCAACACAAGGUACAUGAGGACUAGUGGACCGAGACCGAGGCAUUUCGACAUGCUUCCGGCACCCAGGAUGGGCAUGACAGCCGGUGAGGUUGGCCAUCCCAACCCUGUUGCGAGAAAUGGUAGUUACCGGAAUCUGUCCAAUGACGUGGGGCAUCCUGGUGAUAGAUCUAGAGAUAAUUUGCAGUUUGGGAGGAUCAGGGGUCCGAAUCCGUCCAAUGAUCCGAGGAGACAAGCCUAAAGAGAACAAAUUGAUGUCUGCAGGUUUUUGCUUGUAGUGGUGCAGCAUGGAAGAAUGGUGAUGAAGCAGGAUGUUGCCUGUUGCUACUAAUAGGAUGCUGUCGUAUUGGGACAUGGGCUAUGGCUCUUGAUUUUGUCUGGCUGCUGAACAAAUGGCUGCCUCAAGCCCUCGGCGUUGUGGAACCAUGGAGGACCAAGUUAUUUGAACAAGGCUGUCAUCUGGACAGAUGUUGCCUGGCAUUGCUUUAGUCUACUUUCUAUAGAUUUGGGUAUUGUACGCUAGCGGGCAUUUUCAUUUUGAAACCUGAUCUAUAGCAGGCAAAUCUGGGCUAGGUCAUUUCGAAACGGUCAUAUGGUGGGUUAGGGCUAAAGGUUUGCGACUAGAUAUGCCAUAUUGCCAUGUAUGACUGGUUUGCUGUUGUAGACCGCCUGCAUAAUUCCGUCUGUGUGUACAGAAAGAAAUGCCUGCAUAAUUC